GUAUAUCAACGUCUGGGCAAUCACCCACACUCACCACUCUCUUCUCACCCCAUCUUCGCCACCACUCACAUCGUAGCAAAUAUGUCGACCGCAAAGCAGACGGUGACAGCCGGCCUGGAGAAGCUCCAGCAGACCGUCAAUGGCGCCUCCAACGCCAAGGUCGCAGACCUCGAGAAGAACACGAAGAAUGUGUUUGACGAACAGAACCGCAUCACCACAGACUAUGGCGUUCGCCAGCACACCACUGAUGACUGGCUCAAAGUCCAUUCGGAGAACAAGACUGGUCCUAUGCUGAUGGAGGACCACGCGGCCAGAGAGAAAAUCAACCGUUUCGACCACGAGCGUAUUCCUGAACGCGUUGUGCACGCCCGUGGAGCAGGAGCCUUCGGUACCUUUAAGAUGCACAAGAGCUUGGAAAAGUACACUUCAGCCAAGGUCCUCACAGACACAUCUCGCACCACGCCCACCUUCCUGCGCUUCUCGACUGUAUUGGGAAGCCGAGGAUCUGCAGACACUGUUCGUGAUGUACGUGGCUUUGCCAUCAAGCACUACACACCAGAGGGAAAUUGGGAUGUCGUAGGCAACAACAUCCCCGUCUUCUUCAUUCAAGACGCGGUGAAGUUUCCCGAUGCGAUCCAUGCAGGCAAGCCAGAGCCUCACAACGAAGUGCCUCAGGCGCAAUCCGCCCACAACAACUUCUGGGACUUCCAAUUCAUGCACACCGAGGCCACGCACAUGUUCAUGUGGACACAGUCCGAUCGUUCUAUCCCACGAUCAUACCGUAUGAUGCAGGGUUUCGGAGUCAACACCUACACUCUUGACAACGCGAAAGGAGAGCGAUUUUUCGUCAAGUUCCACUGGACUCCACAUCUCGGUGUUCACAGCUUUGUGUGGGACGAGGCAUUGAAGCUGGCGGGCCAGGACCCAGACUUUCACCGCAAAGACCUGUGGGAGGCAAUCGAGAAUGGUGCAUAUCCCAAGUGGGACUUUGGUGUCCAAGUCAUCCCCGAAGGCGAAGAGGACAAAUUUGACUUUGACAUCCUCGACGCCACAAAGAUCUGGCCCGAAGAUCAGGUGCCUGUCGAGUACGUCGGCGAGCUUGAGCUCAACCGCAACCCAGAUGAAUACUUCACCCAGACUGAGCAGGUGGCUUUCUGCACGGGGCAUGUAGUGCCAGGAAUUGGCUUCUCAGACGACCCUCUGCUCCAGGGCCGCAACUUCUCGUACCAGGACACUCAGCUGAGCAGACUCGGCAUCAACUUCCAGGAGCUGCCAAUCAACAGACCCAUCUCGGGUUGUCCAGUCAUGAACAACAACAGGGAUGGUGCAAUGCGACACACCAUCACCAAGGGCACCGUAAAUUACUGGCCAAACAGAUAUGAAGCCGUGCCACCUGCUGCGAAGGACGAACAGCCUGCUCCCUACAUCGACUACCCUGCUAAGGUUGAAGGUAUCAAGGCUCGUCUGCGGUCCAAGAAGUUCCAGGAGCAUUUCAAACAAGCACAGCUCUUCUACAACUCGCUGUCGAAGCCAGAACAGGUCCAUCUUGAAGCUUCCCUUGGCUUUGAGCUAGACCACUGCGAGGAUCCAAUUGUCUACGAGCGCAUGUCACAACGUCUAGCAGACAUUGACCUCACGCUGGCACAAAACGUUGCUGCACUUGUAGGAGGCACGGUACCACAAAAGGCAGGUCGCGAGAACCACGGCAAGAAGACUAUCCACAUUAGCCAGACAGAAUUCCCUGGCAAGACGCCUACGAUUGAGUCGCGUCGCAUCGCCAUCAUCAUCGCCGAUGGCUUUGACAAGACUGCGUACAACGGCAUCGUUGCGGCAGUGAAGGCAGCCAAGGCGCUUCCGUUCACCAUUGGCCCACGACGUUCAGCAAUCUACGCUGCCGGCGAGAGCAAGGAUGACAGCAAGGGUGUGCAGCCCGACCACCACCUUGAGGGCAUGCGGUCGACCAUGUUCGACAGUGUCUUCGUUCCCGGCGGUGCGGAUUCCGUCGCCACCCUCCGCAAGAAUGGUCGUGCUCUCCACUGGGUCCGUGAAGCGUUUGCUCAUCUCAAAGCUAUCGGCGCUGUUGGCGAAGCAGUUGACUUCGUUCGCGAUGCUUGCGAGCUGCCUGGUGUUGAAUUCUCUACUAGCGAUGCGGUUACCGACAGCUAUGGUGUCGUAACUGCUGCCAAGGUGCAGCCAAACAGCUUCAAGGAGACGAUCUCGAUGGCGAAGGGUGCCGCUGACUUUGUCGACGCCUACUUCUACGCCAUCAGCCAGCACAAGAACUUUGACCGGGAGCUGGCAGGAUACCCACCGAUGGUGGCUUACUAGAGGAGGAUAGUAGUUCUAGCACGUUAAUGAAGUUGCUGCAAAGCAGCUAUGAUCGAGAG
Cercospora beticola is the source of this 2387-nucleotide messenger RNA. RefSeq names its product catalase A (gene CAT1). Lineage: Eukaryota; Fungi; Ascomycota; Dothideomycetes; Mycosphaerellales; Mycosphaerellaceae. Gene Ontology annotation, molecular function: catalase activity; heme binding. Gene Ontology annotation, cellular component: cytosol. Gene Ontology annotation, biological process: response to oxidative stress; hydrogen peroxide catabolic process. The record is from RefSeq and is a predicted model, not a curated record.